Danio rerio (zebrafish) is the source of this 3544-nucleotide messenger RNA. It is a transcript of the gene cldn12, whose product is annotated as claudin 12. NCBI's taxonomy places the organism in Eukaryota, Metazoa, Chordata, Actinopteri, Cypriniformes, Danionidae. The record is from RefSeq and is marked validated.
AGUGACGUACUGCCGCGCCUGCGGUCAGUGUGUUGUGCGCGCUCCCGAAGAAGAAGAGUGUUCAUACAACACGGUGGAACCCAACGACAGAAAACCACCGAUUUAAGUGAGAAAAUGACUGCUACAUCACCUAAACAUUCAUUAAACGCUCGACAUUAAUCAGGUAUCAUUUGCUGACUUCAGCCAUGUCUUGUCGUGACAUUCACGCCACCAAUGCGUUCGCCUUUGUUAUUGCGAUGCUGUCGGUCGGUGGUUUGACCGUUGCUACACUCAUUCCUCAGUGGAGAACCAUGCGCCUGCUUACCUUCAACCGUAAUGCCAAAAAUGUGACUGUAUACGAUGGCCUGUGGACCAAGUGUGUACGGCGGGAUGGCUCUUCAGGCUGCUAUUACUUUGACUCAGACUGGUACGCAAAAGUAGACCAGUUGGACCUCAGAUUGCUGCAAUUCUGUUUACCUACUGGUCUGCUGUUUUCCAGCUUGGCUCUUCUGCUCUGUCUUACUGGCAUGUGUAAAACUGCUUGCUGCUCCAAAACCCCUGACGACAUCAAGAACUCUCGCUGCUUGGUCAACAGCUCAGGCUGCCAUCUAGUAGCUGGGAUGCUUCUGUUUCUAGGUGGAGCGAUCGCCAUGCCACCCUCCGUCUGGUUCCUCUUCCACACCCGUCACCUAAAUGAGCGCUACGAUCAUUUAUUUGCUGUUGAGUUUGGGGUGUAUGUGGCCAUCGGCAGUGCUGGUGGUUUAAUCCUGGCUGCUCUGCUGAUGUUCAUGUGGUAUUGUAUGUGUAAAAAACUGCCUUCGCCUUUCUGGCUGCCUCUUCCUGAAGUGCCCACAAUGACCCAAAGCCUCUCUGCGCAGCCUCUCAUGACCAACGGUUUGCCUACUCCCGUGACGUACGCGCCCCAGAGCUUCCCUCCAGCCGUUCUGGACGCCCCUGCUUUUGUCCCAAUGCAGGGUUACCCUCAACCUGCAUCCACACAGCCUAUGCCCCCCCACGUCUACAUGCCACAAAUGUCUGUGCCAGAUGGUUAUGGCUCAGAAGUUGGAGCCUCGCAGGUUUAUAGUUAUGCCCCCUCACAAAGCUACGCUCCUUCUCAGGGAUAUGCUCCAUCACAAAGCUACGCGCCAUCACAGAGGUACGCCGGACACCGAUAUUCGACACGCUCCCGAACGUCAGGGAUUGAGAUUGACAUUCCUGUCCUCACAGAUUGAGAUUGGCUGUCUAAGGAUAUUUCAAAUUAAAAAGGUCAUAUUUAGAAAUUAGACAACAACUCUGAUGGUAAAUUUAAAGUCAUGUAAAUGGUUAAAUAGAAAGAACAGCCUUCAUUUGGUUAAUGUCGCCUCUAAUUCUUAGGACUAAAAUGGCCAGAACUAUCAGAAAAGUGAUUUGAGCAGAUAGAAAGGUGACAUUCUCAUAUAACCUCGUAUUACAACUAAAGUCUGCAGUAAAGCAACUCUGAACACAUCAAACCUUGAAGCAGAUGAGCUACUGCAGAAGAAGAGCAAACUGGUGACACUCCUGUCUGCUAAGAAAACUGAGGUUCCCAUUGACAUGAGCUCAACAAAACUAUGACAGAAAAUUGUAGGAAGGUUGGCUAUUCUGAUACAUCUUAGGCCCAUUUCAGUUCUACCUCUUAAACCCUUCCACUUACUCUUACGCCUCCAAGCAAAAGAGAAUCAGUAAGCGAAAGUGCCGUUUUUAUUGAAUCAAAAAGGUCAUAAUUAGAAAUUAGAGAACAACUCCGAUGGUAAAUUUGAAGACAUGUAAAUGGUUAAAUUGAAAGAUUAGCCUUUAUUCAGUUGAUGUCGCCGGUGCCUCUUAAUUAUUAGUACUGAAAAUGGCCAAAAAAGGAAAAAUCGAUCAAAAAAAUUAUUUGAGCAGAUAAAAAGGUGACAUUUUCUCAAAUAACCUCUUAUUACGAUUAAAGUCUGCAGGAGAGCAACUCUGAACACAGCAAACCUUGAAGUAGAUGAGCUACAGCAGCAGCAGAAGAAGAGCACUCUGGUGACACUCCUGUCUGCUAGGAAAACUGAUGCUCCAAUUGACAUGAAUUCAACAAAACUCGAUAUCAGAUCAGGCAACCAUUUUACAAUCUUCUGUUAACACUUAGGCCCAAUCCAGCCUUCCACUCACUGAUUAUUUUUUGCUUGGAGGCGCAGUAAGGCGAAAUGCCCUCCAAAUACAAAGGUCAUAAUUAGAAAUUAGAGAACAACUAUGAUGGUAAAUUUGAAGUCAUGUAAAUUGUAAAAUUGAAAAAUAAGCCUUUAUUCAGUUGAUGUCACCAAUGCCUCUUAAUUCUUGGCACUGAAAAUGGCCAAAAAAAGGGAAAAAAACAACCCGAAAAGCGAUUUGAGCAGAUAGAAAGGUGAUGUUGUCUCAAAUAACCUCUUACUACAACUAAAGUCUUCAGGGGAGCAACUCUGAACACAUCAAACCUUGAAGCAGAUGAGCUACAGCAGCAGAAGAAGAGCGCACUAGUGACAUUCUGGUCUGCUAAGAAAUCUGAUCAUAAUUAGAAAUUAGAGUACAACUCUCAUGGUGAAUUUGAAGUUAUGUAAAUGGUUAAAGAUACGCCUUUAUUCAGUGGAUGUCGCAGAUGCCUCUUAAUUCUUAGCACUAAAAUGGCCAAAAAGGGAAAAAAGGUCAUGAAAGCAGUAACACUAGCUGAAGUUGUGCAUCUCGCUUUAUAAUAGUUUCAUUUAUAAAACACAAGCAAAACAAACUUGUUAAUAAUUUCACUGAGUAUGUCAAGGUGACUUCACUUAAUUCAUACUCAUGUUUCGUGUUGUUACUCUGCUUUUAAAUGUCAGUAGAAACACUGAAUAUAAAGUUGAUUUUAAGCACUGUUUUAACCUUUAAGCAAAUAUUUCUGCUAAUAUCUAAAUGUGACUAUUACAGUAAAUAUUAGAAAGAGAUGUAACACUGACUGCUGAAACUGUAUUAUUCUCAGUGCCAUGAAGUUGGACGUUUUCUUUUUUAAGCUUAGUGAAUAUGUUGGUUUAUUGCUCUAAUAUCUGUACAUCAUGUUUUCAUGGGGUUUUAUGCAGAUGUCACAAUGUUAAACGAACACCUAGUAGAGGUUUUUUAUAUAUACAUGGAAGAAUCAUCUCUGCCUGAUGCCUUUGUGCAGCUUAACUCUUGUUUCCAGAACUGUACUUCCACUUAUUAAUUUAAUCCUUUAUAAUGAGCCUUACAUCAACAAGCCAUUAACUGAACACUGCGUUGCAUUCCAUUGUUUUCUUAUAAAUGUAAAUGUUAUCUUAUUGUUGUUGUUGUGUUUUAAAGGUGUCACCAGCGUAUUCAUCAUUGUGCAACUCAGCAUUUGAAUAAUGAAUGCUCCAUUAAUGUGUUUGUUUACUGUUAGUUUCUUAGCUGAAUUGAGGAAAACACGCUAAUGUCUUAAACUUGAUCUUCGCCUAUUGAAUGUUGCACAUAUCUAUUUCAGUUUGCCUGUUUCUGCAAAGCUCUGCAGCACAAUGUUAAUUUUAAUCACUGUGUAGUUUACUAAUGUCUUUGUUUUUUUAUUAAAGUGCAGUUUAUUGAA